Notothenia coriiceps (black rockcod) is the source of this 2587-nucleotide messenger RNA. RefSeq names its product oxidoreductase NAD-binding domain containing 1 (gene oxnad1). The transcript is spliced from 8 exons. Gene Ontology annotation, molecular function: oxidoreductase activity. Gene Ontology annotation, cellular component: mitochondrion. NCBI's taxonomy places the organism in Eukaryota, Metazoa, Chordata, Actinopteri, Perciformes, Nototheniidae. The record is from RefSeq and is a predicted model, not a curated record. The coding region runs from base 134 to 1063 and encodes 309 amino acids.
UAGUACAACCUCAAAGAAGAAGACGAAGAAGAAGACUACUGUAUAGUCAUGUAACAGUAAGCUUAUUAUACAAGGUUAUAACGAAGAUACAUAUGAAUACCAUUUGACAUCGUCUUAUCUUGCCCAGGUAGAGAUGCGGGUCCCCGGGUUCUGGUCCUUCGCAGCCCGGAGCUUCAGCCUCCAGUUUCCCGCCGCCGGGCCGCUCUCCUGCCGGCUGCUGGGCCCCAGCCAGGCCACAAGAAACAUGUCCUCCAAAAGAAAGAUGGACCAUCUAGAGAGAACAGCGGGCAACAACAGACAAAAUGCUCUGUAUCCUGCUGAAGUACGUGGCAUCAUUAAAGAGUCGGAGACGGUGAAACGUCUGAGAAUAGCUGUUCCCCCAGACUUCAGCUUCAAAGCAGGACAGUGGGUGGAUCUCUUCAUCCCCGGCGUGGAGAAGGUGGGAGGUUUCUCCAUGUGCUCCGGCCCGGGUCUGCUGCAGAGGGAGGGCAUCGUGGAGCUGGCCGUCAAAUACGCAAAGCACCCCCCCGCCCACUGGGUCCACACCAUGUGUACAGUGGGCUCCCAGGUUGCCAUGCGUGUCGGCGGGGACUUCUUCUUCGACCCCUCGCCCUCUGACCCCUCUGUUGAUUUGCUGCUGGUGGCGGGCGGUGUGGGGAUCAACCCCUUGUACUCCAUCCUGCUGCACACCUCAGAUCUGCUGCAUCGCAACCAGGCCUCAGGGGGGCGGGACUUCAACAUAGGCUCCGCCCACCUCUGCUACAGCGCCAAGAACACCCAGGAGCUGCUCUUCAAGAGCUCCAUCAUCACUGCGUGUCUGGAGUUCCCCGACAAGCUCUCCUGUGACCUCCACGUCACGCAGCAGAUCACAGAUGUUGACUCACACCUCCAGCCUUUUAUCAACCGUGGGAGAAUCACAGAGGAGAAGCUGCUUUCUCACGUGGACCUGCAGAGGACUUUGUGCUUCCUGUGUGGACCCCCACCCAUGAUAGAAACACUUUCCAAAACCCUCCUAGACUUCGGACUCCCGAAAGACAGAAUCCUCUUUGAGAAGUGGUGGUAGAACCCUUUGCAAUCUGCAGGGGGAGGAUAUUCCGUGUGUGUCGAGAAUGAAAACUUUUAUGAGCGCUGGAGGAAAUUCACUCACGGAUCCCGAGCUACCUCAACCUGUGCCUGAUCUGCUAUGCCACUGGGACCACCCACUAUGCAACUACAAGCUGACUCACAAACACAAUGAGUUUUAUUUCCUAUCAUCGACAAAAGAGGACUGACUAACAGACUGUAAAAUCUCUAUUUUGGUGUCUAGAAAAUAUAUUUUAUAGCUCACCGUUUUGCUGAAUAUUCUAACAACAAAGACACACUGUCACACAGCUGUUACACAUCUUCACAUCUGAUCUCAUUAACAGCCUAUAAUUGCUUGACUGAGGUUCUACUUGAAUAGAUUAUAAUGUUUAGUCUGACCCGAAUUGUUCACAUUAAUGUUAUGGCAACAAUUUAUUUAUUCAAGCUUGUCAUGGAACAAUAAUUUAAGAAAAAAACAGAUGAAGCUUUAUUAAUCCUAAUCCAGUUUUCCACUCUGUUAUCACACACACACACACACACACACACACACACACACACACACACACACACACACACACACACACACACACACACACACACACACACACACACACAAUGAUAAUGCUUGCUUGGUGCCCAGGAGGUAAACUGGCAACUCUACAGCUACUAGUCCACGCGCUUUUAAUUUUUUCGAUCGGCAGGGCGGGACUUGAACCGGCGACCUCCAGUUUCCAAGCCAAGACCCUACAGACUGAGCUGCAUAGCCAAAAGAGUCUCUUUUUUUUAGGCAGACAACCUGUAUGCAUAUUUCCCAAUCUUAUGUCUCUUGGCAAUUCAUUAAAUAAGCGCCAUACCCAUACAGAUGUCUUCAAAGUCUCUAAGGUAAAGAGGGUUAGUGCAAGCUAUCUGUUCUGUUAUUUUACACUUUACACACGUGUUGGAAAGACUGAUUUACCUCUAUCAAAAUACCUCUGCUGAUUUUAUCAUGUGUUUAAGAAGUGUUAUGGUGUGUAUAUAACUCAGAGCUAUUUAUUUGCAGAGCUGAAGAGUUGUUUGGCUGAUGACUUUGACUGCAUUGGAGCGUUGUUUUUCACAUUUUACCCACAUGCUAACUUCACACCAAGUGUAUUUUUAGUGUUUCAAGAAAAGCAACAAUUUCCCACGUAUUGGCACGUGUCGCUGCAUGUUUUACUCCAUCACACACCCUUACAUGCAUACAGUGCCAAUCUCACAUACAUUUUAACUCAAUCACACACAUCUAGGUAGCCAUAAACGGUUCUGGUCCCAGGGUGCAGUGCGUCUCCCAUGGUGCACUGUAAUAGAAGCUCCAGGUGGUCUCUUGAUUGGCUUGGAUCACUGAACAUCCCUCAGAGAUGUUUGCGAGCUUCUUGGCGGCGUCUCAGUGGGGGUUACGCUGCAGAGACCCAUUUGAGUUGUUUUUUGCUUUUCUUCCUCAUAUGAAGGAAACAGUUUAUGCCGGUAACGUGAGAUUUAGAGGAAAUAAAGGGAAUUGAGUCAAUCUGUU